AUGGCUACCUUAAACACAUCCCGUGGUCUAAAAAAUCUAGCUGGUUCACUAGCUCGAUCUCGUCUAGGAAGUCUCAAAGCAGCAUGUCCUUAUGCAAACGUUCACCGUGCAAGGCUUUUUAGCUCAACUGCUCAAGCGAAAGAAUUGAAGGCUGGAGAGACCUCAGCCGACUCGCCGUUCUCGUUUCUGCCUUCAAAUGCACUUGUCCCAAAAAGCGGGCGGGGAGAACGCAGCAAGGGAUUGACGGAGAUUCGCGGAUCGUAUUACAACCCAGUUACAUAUACAUACCUGGAUGAAUUACUUAGCGAUUGGGGAGAAUUUGUUGAUGGUGUAAAGUUUGCUGGCGGUGCCUUUAGUUUGAUGCCUCCAUCGCGUUUGAAGCGUCUUAUGGACAUGAUUCAUUCUCAUGAUGUAUACGUGUCGACUGGUGGCUUUGUGGAGCGUGUGAUCGCAUCGUCAGGCGGCAAUACGAAGAUUAUCGGAAAAUAUCUUGAAACAUGCAAAGAAAUGGGAUUCGACGUUUUGGAGCUUUCGUGCGGUUUUCUGUCCCUUCCGACGGACGAUUGGACUGCGCUCGUCAAGCUUACCAAGUCCAUCGGACUCAAGCCGAAACCCGAGAUCGGGAUUCUCUUCGGAGCUGGUGGUGACACAGAAGGUCUUGAAAGCAAGGGAACGCGUGACCCACGCUGGGUUAUUGAGGUAUAUCAUCAAUAUUAUGAAAUAAUUAUUGAAUCGGAAGGCAUUACGGAGAAUGUCAAGGAAUGGCGCACAGAUGUCGUAUCUUCUCUGACAUCCGCUCUCCCGGUGGACAAGCUCAUGUUUGAGGCUGCCGAGCCGGCUGUAUUCGCUUAUUACAUCCAGACUCUUGGCGCAGACGUCAACGUGUUUGUGGACCAUUCACAAAUCGUACAGCUUGCGUGUUUGCGGAAGGGCAUUUGGGGAACAAGCGACCUAUUCGGACGAGUCACGACAUUCAAGCCAAAGCAUGACGGUUGA
Molecule: messenger RNA, 996 nt
Organism: Fomitiporia mediterranea MF3/22
Lineage: Eukaryota; Fungi; Basidiomycota; Agaricomycetes; Hymenochaetales; Hymenochaetaceae
Product: phospho-3-sulfolactate synthase coma
Exons: 6
Coding region: 1-996 (331 amino acids)
Source: RefSeq, a predicted model, not a curated record